ACUGCACAAGCUGACCCAUUUAUUUCGACCUCAAAGCCGCAUCUAUCCACCCCUGAAAGCUCACACUUCUCCUCGAGUCGACAGCUUACCUACCCAAACCACCAAAAUAGAUCGCUCGCCAGCUCACCGGCCAGCAAACCGAUGGCGCUCGUCCACGCCAAGGCCCCCGGCGAGUCCACCUCUGCCGUCGCCGCCCACCACCUGUUCCUCGUCGUCAUCGACGGCGUCGAGGCGUCCAUCCACGAGGGGACGCUCCACGGCAGCAUCGGCGGCUCGGUUACCGUCACCAGCCCCGGCAACCUCUCCGCUGACAACCUCCGGAGCGUCCUCAUCCGCGGCGGCGGCGGUGGCGCCGUGCGGUUCACGCUCUGCGCCGACGCAGCCGCCGAAGGCAUCGACUCCGUGUCCUUCGACCGGUGCGGCACGGCGCGGGUGGACGGGGCGCGGGAGGUGUCCGUCUCUCGGUGCCGCGCCGCGGAAGUGGAGCACGCUGGUAAGGUCACCCUUGAGCGGUGCAGAGAGGCGCGACUCAGGGGAGGCGGCGGGGUUCGGGCCGCGCGGUGCAGGCGCGCCGACGUGGAGAGCUUCGGCGGGGUGCGCCUGGAGCGGUGCAAGGACGCGCGCGUCGACUGGUGCGGCACCGUCGAGGUCGAGAUGUGCAGGGCCGUCGACGUCAGCCGCUGCGGCGCCGUGACUGGGGAGCGGUGCCGCGUGGUGAACGUCGCAGGGUGCGGUAGCGUGGCGGUGGCGCACGCGGAGAUCAACAUGGUGGAGGAAGAGCAGCAGUAAGCCUGUAAUUGUCUUUCUCGGCAAUCCAUGUUUCCAGCAGCAGUAAGUAUAGGUCUGUUGUAAACCGAAUACAUGAACAAAUUUUGAACUAUGCCUUGCGAUUCACAAGUAAAUACAUGAAAUUUGUCUU
This is a messenger RNA of Phragmites australis (common reed), 919 nucleotides long. RefSeq lists its product as uncharacterized. Bases 142 to 789 code for a protein of 215 amino acids. The transcript has a single exon. Lineage: Eukaryota; Viridiplantae; Streptophyta; Magnoliopsida; Poales; Poaceae. The record is from RefSeq and is a predicted model, not a curated record.